CGAAGGCUUUAGAAAACAAAAGGAACAACCUUUUUCCCGGCAAAUGCUUCCGAUGGAACAUCCACUUCCACUGUCGUUCGUCUUGCCAAACCCGGCCACCCUUCCCGGUCUCGCACUAGGCUUUAUUGACGGUAAUUUCGUAGACCUCCAAGAUCUGCUCCUCCGCGCUUCGACUCUGACGUCCAAUUUAAACCACGACUGUUCUGAUCUAAACGACCGUCUUCUCCAUCUCCGGACGGAUCUCACGAAGCACGCCGUUUCCUGGAUCUCAACCUCACUUUCCGCUAAAGUUUCACUCGAAGAUUUGAGAUUGAACCUGGAGAGCCUCCUCUGUCUCCCUACGGAUUCUGUCGGAAAGCAAACGAAUUGGGAGUUACAGCAAGUCGUAGAGGAAUUGUGUCGUAUACAGAAUCGGCGUAAAUAUUUCGUGACUGCCUUAAAGUUGGAAAGUCUUGUUGGCGAUCUUGAAGAUUCUGUGUUUCAUCCGAUAAGUAAACGCAAAGGAAGUACGCUUCAAGAUCUUGCAUUGAAGCAAGAGAGAUUCAGUCAUGCUAUUAAGACCAUGAAUGAGAUUGAAGAAAUACUUGGUGAUGUUACAAGGCAUCACUCACGGUGGCGUCGCCUUGUAGAUUCUGUUGAUAGUAGAGUAGAUAAAAGUCUGUCUGUUCUUCGUCCACAGAUUAUCGCAGAUCACCGAGCUUUUCUCUCAUCUCUUGGCUGGCCACCAAAACUUGCAACAUCCAAAGUCGAGCAUGGAGAGGUUGAUAGUAUCCCUAAUCCUCUACUCUUGAUGCAAGGAGAUAAAAAAGAGUCUUAUUCCCAAAGCUUUCUACUCCUCUGUGGUUUACAGCAACAUAAUACGCAGAAGGAAAAACGAAAGAAGCUUAAUAUGACCAAAGAAACUGAUAAUGAUGGACUUUGGGCGACCGAUGAACUAGUUAAACCGGUUGCAUCUCGGAUGGAGUAUCAUUUUCUAAAAUGGGCUGAGCAACCUGAGUUUAUUUUUGAACUUGUCUAUAAAGUUACAAGAGACUUUGCUGAUGGGGUUGACGAUUUCUUACAGCCUUUGAUUGAUAGGGCUAUGUUAGUAAGCUGUAGUGCUAAAGAAGCUUGGGUUUCAGCGAUGGUCCAAAUGCUAUCUGGUUUCUUAGAGAAAAAAGUUUUUCCUGGGCUUAUAGAUAUGUACAAGGAGAAGCACAUGAAAUCUGAAGGUAUUUCAUCGUGGUUCCAUCUUGUCGAUCAGAUGGUUACAUUUGAUAAGCGAAUGCAGUCUUUUGUGAAUACAGAUACUUGUCUAUCUUAUGAAGGCUCUUCGACAGCGUUUUCUCAAGGUAUAUCAGUAAUGGGACUGUUUUGUAAGAAACCUGAGUGGCUCAAAACCUGGGGGAAGAUUGAGCUAAAGGAUGCUUAUAGAAAAAGUAAAGAGGAUAUUAAGAAUGAGAAAGCUUGGGUAAUUGAUAGUGAAAGAACUAGACUUGGUAAUGAAUCCAACUCACAGUCUGCAAAGUAUGUUCUAUCUACAAGAGAAGAUUAUAAAGCGCCAUUAGUAGCAGACUCUUUUCUUAAUAGGACUUGGAGGUUGAUAGACCAUGGUCUAUCUCUACCGGCCAUUCUACCAAGGAUCCAAUUUAUAAGAGCUACUGCCACCAGAUUUCUCUGGUGUAUAUUCAAAAUUCUGUUAUUGGAGUUCAAAAAGACUGAUCUCUCUCAUUAUGGUUUGUCUGAAGAUACACUGAUACAAGCAUGUGGACCGGUUAAUGCUGCUCGGUAUCUUGAAUCAAAACUACGAGAAUGGAGUGAUGAUUUGGUUUUUGUAGAGAUGUGGGCUGCCGAAACCAGUGUCAAAGUUGAUAGAAAACCUGAAGUUUCCUGCCAAGGCUGCUUUUUUGGGGAAGAACUGAAAAGCCUUGUUGAGUUGGAAACCAAUUGGCUUAUGGAGAUUAUAACAGUUUUUCUCCACCAAUUUGACAAUCUUUGCAGCGACCACUUCCACAACAAUGCAGUUUCAUGGGACGAAGACGUCAUUACCAGCUCCAGCAAUUUAACAGUGUCUCAGGGUGUCGCAGAAGCAUUGGACAAUUUAAGAAGGCAUCUGUGUGUUCUUCAUCUAAACAUGAACCCGAAAGACUUCUUGGACUUGUGGAGAAAUCUCGCGGAAGGGCUUGACCAUUAUGUUUCUCGUAAAUUUUUCUCAGGAGAACCUGUUUUACGGAGACAAAAGUUUGAUAGGUUUGAAGUUGACGCAGAGGCACUUCUUACUGUGCUUAAACCUUAUUGUGUUCGUCCUGGUGCAUUUUUCCCUCGUGUGCGAGAGAUUCUUAGGCUGUUGAGGAUGCAUGAGGAAGAAAAGGCACGAUUGAGAGGAGCUCUAAGUCGAAGUGGAAAUACUUGUCUAAAGUUGUUUGGUAUUUCUAACUUGUCUCCUCAACUUGUGGAACAAUUUUGUAGGUCUUACUAGUAAUGAAUGCCUUUUUGUAAAAUUGUAUCAGUAUUUGAGUCCAUGAUCAAGAAGAUGAGAAGUGCAGCAGAAAUUGGAUAAAUUGAAAACUAGCAAUGGUGUGUUAAAAAUGAUACAACCUUGCUUUUGAUUCCGUAGAAGUACAUACCCAUGACUCUAAAGAUCAUCUUCAAUAAACAAAAAAAGGAUUAAUCUGGUCUGGUGAAACUAAAAGAAGAAUAGAUAAGUUAAGUGAAGUGAAGAAUCAAGAGAACUCUUGGAUCAAGGGCUCAUAGAAGAGUCUGUAUGCGUCCAUGACUUCUAAAUACCACAUGGCUUCACGAUCUGGG
Molecule: messenger RNA, 2787 nt
Organism: Arabidopsis thaliana (thale cress)
Lineage: Eukaryota; Viridiplantae; Streptophyta; Magnoliopsida; Brassicales; Brassicaceae
Product: RINT-1 / TIP-1 family
Exons: 4
Coding region: 44-2458 (804 amino acids)
Biological process (GO): retrograde vesicle-mediated transport, Golgi to endoplasmic reticulum
Cellular component (GO): Dsl1/NZR complex; endoplasmic reticulum membrane
Source: RefSeq, marked reviewed